GCAUGCAGGAGUGAACAAACAGGGAGACUUUUUUUUUUUUCUUCUCUGAGGUAGCCAAGCUUGAGUAUGCAUCACUGGCAGUUGUAACGCUGCGGCGAUGCCCCAAAGCAAAGUUUAUCGGUGGAUAACUGCUGUACACCAAACAAUAUUCUUUUUUUUCUGCAUUCGGUAAAUAUGGCGGACAUUUUAGUCGGACUUAUCAUUUGUCUAAUGGCUGUGCAGACCAUCCAGGCUGAUGGGAAUAGAACUAGGACCCCAAACAGUACACAACCUGAAGUGUGUCCAAAAUCUUUCAAGGGCAAGCUCUAUCAACGCAAUCUCACAAAGCAGCAGUUAGCUGUCCGCCCGAGUGGAGACCCCUGGCUGGAUGUGGACCCGGACGACGCCGCAACAGCCUACGCCACAGGGCUCUUAAGCACCUGGAUCCUUCCUAUAGCUUACAUCUUGGCCAUGAUUGUGGGUAUCCCCUCCAAUGCCUACAUUCUGGCCUUCCUCAGACUAAGACUUCAAGCAAAGUCCUUGUCCACGGUCGUGCUUUACCUGAACCUGGCCUUGUCGGACCUGCUGCUCUUGCUUUCCCUGGCAUUGCGCAUUCACUACCAUUUUAGUGGAAACAACUGGGUAUUUGGGGAAAUCUCGUGCCGGCUGAUGACAGCUUUGUUUUACGGCAACGUCUACUGCUCAGCGCAAACGAUAGCCUGCAUCAGUCUGAAGCGCUACCUGGCUGUGGUCAAGCCCUUCUUGUAUAGACGACUGGCCAAGACUGUGCUUGCGGUCUGGGCUUGCUUGAUCGUGUGGUUCCUAUUUGGAGCGGCUAUCGUACCAGAGCUACUAGUGAGGCAAAGCUAUUGGCUUGCCGAGCUGGGAGUCACCACCUGCCACGACGUGCUUCCCCUGGAAGAAAAACCACAUUCACUGCUCGUGCCCUAUAGACUGAUGCUCGUUUUCUUGGGCUUCGUAAUCCCCUUUCUGAUUUCCAUCUAUGCGCAUGUGUCGGUGGUCCACCAUCUCGGACAAUCAGGGUGUAACUGGAGACCGUUUAUCAAGAUCAGCACUCUGGUUUUUAUCAUCUUUGUGGUGUGUUUCUUGCCCAGCGGGAUCCUACAUAUCGCACACUACGCCCGCUUGCUUUCCAGCGGGGAUGACAAACUGUAUGGAUAUUACAGAUGUGCCGUGUGUCUCUGCUGCUUCCACAGUUGUUUGGAUCCCUUCCUGUGUUUGCUCAUUUCUAAAUCGGCCGCAUCAGAGAUACAAUUCAUUUCCAUCCGCAGGAUCCCGGAGAGGCUGGCUGUUAAGAUAUGCGACUGAAACGGCUUCGCUUUACAGGACCAUUGUCGGGACACAGCGGGGAAUCACAAUCUCGGAAACAUCCCACGCUGAGAAAUAAACAGGGUGGUACACGACGACAGUUAAAGUCUCUUAGUAAAAAUAGAUACUGUAUGUACAGCACUUCGACUGGAAUGUUGAAAGAACUGUUGAUUUUGAGAGCUAACCAAAUGAGAGUUGUGUGGUUAGAUGGCAGAAAUGCUAAAUAUUUAUUUUGUAUUAAAAAAAUAAAAAUAAAAUAAAUCUUUUACACACA
Messenger RNA from Hippocampus comes (tiger tail seahorse), 1582 nucleotides. It is a transcript of the gene f2rl2, whose product is annotated as coagulation factor II (thrombin) receptor-like 2. NCBI's taxonomy places the organism in Eukaryota, Metazoa, Chordata, Actinopteri, Syngnathiformes, Syngnathidae. Gene Ontology annotation, molecular function: thrombin-activated receptor activity. The record is from RefSeq and is a predicted model, not a curated record. Gene Ontology annotation, biological process: phospholipase C-activating G protein-coupled receptor signaling pathway; blood coagulation; positive regulation of Rho protein signal transduction. Gene Ontology annotation, cellular component: plasma membrane. The coding region runs from base 175 to 1308 and encodes 377 amino acids. The transcript is spliced from 2 exons.